CCUUUGAAUACCGAGUCAACCAAGAAGUCCACGAUGAUGAAUAGUGCAGAUGCAGACAUACCAAACCGGUACGUAGAAACUCCAGAGUCUCCACCAAUCCCAUUUUGUCUUGAUCCAGCACCACGAUACUGCACUUCCAUAUAUGGAGCCGCGAUUCUUUGUAUGCACGAAGAGAAAUACAAAGGCGGGAAUGAAUGGCAGACCGUAACAUAGCGGGGAGGAACCUUCUAUCCGUUAGAAACAAAGUCGAUUCACUGCCCUAUGAGGAUUUGGAGAAAGUAAAAUUACAUCUGGAUCAGAAAAGCCUGGAAUUGACAAAACCGACCAUCUGGAUGCGCAAGCGCCGAGCGAGAAAUGAGUGUCGCGAGAUUCGUGAAAAUAUUCCCCAGAGACGCGUAAAAUACUAGUCGAUUAAUGGGUUUACGAAAUGCGGUGGUGGUGAGGAAGGUGAUGAUUAUGAAGAAACAACCCAGGAGGGAUAUUCCGGAACAUGUUCGUUCGAUGGCGACGAUGUUGGAGAAUUCGUGGUCGGUGAUGUUUUCUGCGGAUUUCAUUUUAUGGAUAGGUUAAUUGGGUGGUGGAAUCGGGAGGGGAUUGAUGGGUGGUGUAGAUGAGGUAGCAGUAGCGGAAAAAGAGAAUAGCGAUGCUUAGGUAUAGGGCGAAUUUGCAAUCUAUGGAUAGGAGAA
Messenger RNA from Botrytis porri, 686 nucleotides. RefSeq lists its product as uncharacterized. Lineage: Eukaryota; Fungi; Ascomycota; Leotiomycetes; Helotiales; Sclerotiniaceae. The record is from RefSeq and is a predicted model, not a curated record. The transcript has 2 exons. Bases 195 to 407 code for a protein of 70 amino acids.